Molecule: messenger RNA, 981 nt
Organism: Emiliania huxleyi CCMP1516
Lineage: Eukaryota; Haptophyta; Isochrysidales; Noelaerhabdaceae
Exons: 2
Coding region: 1-981 (326 amino acids)
Source: RefSeq, a predicted model, not a curated record
AUGGGACCCAGGCAGCUACGCCGGCGCUCAGGCUCCCUCGGCGAUGAUCCGUACGCCGUUCUCGGCCUGCGGCCCGACGCGACGCAGCGCGACAUCACGCGGUCACGCCACGCUCUGGAGAAGACGAUGCAUCCGGACAGGCUCGUCGACAAGAAGAUCACGGACGAGCAGCGCGAUUUGAUGAAGGAGCGCCUCGAGGCGGUCCGCGAGGCGUACGCGAAGAUUGGCACCCCCGAGGACCGCGCCCGCUACGAUGACGCCAGGGCGCGCGCGGCCUCACGCGCCGCAGCAGCGCAGGCGAGGCGCGAGCGCGGAGGGCGCUCGGGGAUGUACGAGCGGCGGCGCAAACAAUCUGGCGGGGAGGGGGCCGAGGCGCACACCGGGGUCGAAGCUACCUUUGGCGUGUCGUCACUGGCGAACUGCCUAACCGAGCUCUUCGGCAUCGAUGUGCGGCAGCUGCUGCUGUGCCUCCGCCCGCCCUGCCUCCCGCGGCCGGACGAGGCGGCAGCGGCCCGCGCCAAGGCGCGUUGGCGGAAUAUGGCGGCGGACGUCAUCGCGGCGAGGUGGCUGCAGCGAGCAGAGCGGAGGCGGGAGCUUGAGGCGGAGCUGGAUCGUAGCGAGGCGCUCUCCGCCAUUGCGUCCGAGGCGAUGUCGUCUGAAGUUGCCAUCGGCCUGAGCGAGCAGGAGGCGGCGCAGCUCGAGGCGCUCCGCUCCUCAGUGCGGCUCGCGUCCUUGGCCGAGGAGGGGUGGGCGCAGACGGCCGGCUGCGCCGAGAUCCCGAUCGGGCUGAGCGAGGUGGACGCGAUCGAGAUUAUCGAGCUGCGCGAGACGGAGCGGCUGAGAGGCCUCGCCGAGGAGGCGCUGGACUACGGCGCGGAGCGGCCGAUCGGCCUCUCCGAGGACGAGGCGGACGCGCUCGAGGAGCUGAACCGGCUGCUGCGCGCGCAGGCCGCAGCGGAACAAGCGGAGGCGCGAGGAUGA